GGUAACAAUAACACAGCUAACCCAGGAUGGGACGAAGUUUAUUAAUGUUAAUACUCUGUCUCCUGAUGGUAAUUAGAACAAGCAGUAACAAGAGAGUAGACGCGUACGUGGAUGGCAGGGAAAUUAGCAACGUAAGAGAUCUUAGCAAUGCAUUAGGGUGGUUUGGAGUGAAUCUGUUCAAUCUAGGAUUUCAUCAGACUCAAAGGAACCGAAUACCUAAAGUUGUCAGGAUCCGAGCACGGGAUAUCAACAACAGUGACCAUCUUGAAAACAGUGCAGUAGGCUACCUCCUACAGUUUGGUUAUAUCGAGAUGGUUACUGAGAAAACAGAAACAGAGUUGACUGAAGGAGACUACUUCAUUGACCACAAUGAUCUCAGUAAAGCACUGAGAGAAUUACAGAAGUUUCAUGGACUGGCAGUGACUGGGAGACCAAGUGUGGAGACUCAGGGUCACAUGAUGAGAGCUCGGUGUGGCAUGAAGGAUGUUCGGUAUGAUUCCCUGAACAGGGCAGAGAGAUCUUUUAUCUUAGAAAAGACCUUAGAGACUAAGCGUGUAAAGAACACUUUGAAGUACUGGUUUGAUCCUGAUAAGUACACAAAUGAUCUAGAUAAAGAUUUAGUAAGGAGCGAGGUUGAAGAAGCUUUUAAACUUUGGUCGAACACAGCAAACAUUUCCUUUCUUGAAGUGCAAAUCAACAACGAGGCGGAUAUCAGGAUAAGCUUUGAAGUUGGUGAUCAUGGUGACGGCAUCGGAGGUGCAAACUCUCACGUCACUCCAAAGGGACUGCUACACUUCGAUGAUGCAGAAAAGUUCACUGUCCAGACAGCAUAUGGGACCAACUUACACUACGUGGCGACACAUCAAAUAGGCCAUUUGUUGGGGAUACCUCAUUUUGAAGCUGACCACAGAAACAAUGUUAUGUUCCCCCUUUACCAGCGGUACAAAGACAACCGUGAACUGGGGCGCCUGGACAAGGCAGCUGGUGUAGCAGCAGUGGGAGCUGGAGAGGGGUCAGUCCAGCCUCUUAUUGAGGAGAUCAUCCUACCAGUUGAAGUGGUAAACCAAUAUGUAGAACCCACUGCUGGCAUUCCUGACAUACCUCCAGGUUGUAUCGAGAAGAUAGAUGCUGUCUUCCAUUGGGCCGGUAAUCCAGAGUAUUUAUACUUAUUUGCAGGAUCUUGGUAUUACAGACUGGUGCCAAGGAGUUCUGAUUCAGGAGACCUUCUACCUGUUUUAGACGCAUCAGUUUUACCAAAAAGAAUCGGAAUUGACGGGCUUUUUGGUUUGCCGAGGAACAUAGACGCGGCAGUAGAAUCACUAGAUAAUUCCAUCCAAUUGUACGCGUUCAAGGGAUCAAAGUACUACAUUUACAACAUGCUCUCUAGAAAAGUUAUCAAAGAAGGAUCCCUAUCAGACCUGUGGCCUGUUGACACGCCAGAUAAAAUAGACGGAGCACUCCAGAUAGAUCCCCAAACUCUAGGGUUCCUAGUGGAAGAUAAACUGUACGAGUACAAGUCGGAUACUGGAGAGUGGAGGGCGGGGUGUGAUGGAUCUAACUACUUCAGAAAGUUUGUAGGGCUGGAUUCUUUGUCAGUUGGAUUUAUCAGAGGCUGGACUUGGAUCUUUCAAGGGGCUUGGUAUUCAGUGGCAAGAGACAGGAACGGUUGGGAAUCCUACACAUUCAUGCUGCGAUCAAUUAAAGCUGAUCUAGGACUCCCCAUCUGUGCUCAACAAGUUGGUUCGCUAUCUACUAGAACGAACAGGAGAUGUGCUAAAGAGCUGAGGAAAAUGAAGUUACUCGCGGGCAGAAUGGAACCAAGUUCUGCGUGCAAAGAUUACAUUGUGGAUAGAUACAAUGUUGAAGUCGAGUUUGAUAUGACAGAUUUUAAUUAG
Bolinopsis microptera is the source of this 1895-nucleotide messenger RNA. RefSeq names its product stromelysin-1-like. The record is from RefSeq and is a predicted model, not a curated record. Gene Ontology annotation, cellular component: extracellular matrix. Bases 27 to 1895 code for a protein of 622 amino acids. Gene Ontology annotation, molecular function: metalloendopeptidase activity; zinc ion binding. Gene Ontology annotation, biological process: collagen catabolic process; extracellular matrix organization; proteolysis. The transcript has 3 exons. Lineage: Eukaryota; Metazoa; Ctenophora; Tentaculata; Lobata; Bolinopsidae.